AUGACCAAGUUUCUCCGGCUGCCCGCCGGCUGCCCCGACACCCGUGUCCUCUGGGGCAUUUUACAAGCGUUGACAGAUGAAAGUUGGCCCUUCGUAUGCGUUGUAGUCAGCCGGGGGGAAUUGGCCAGAAACCUCUUGCGCGUGAACUGGGAUCGCAACAACUUCUUCCCACCCUGGCGGCGGAGGCAAAGCUCUCGCCUCGCCAGGCACCGAACGGGGCCCCCCUCCAGCUGGAAUUAUUACACCAACCUGACGACCGACAACGCCGCUCUGCAGGUCGAGGCAUCGCUGGAGGAGCAAAACUUCACAGAGCUGUGGGGGAAGAAAGCCAAGGAACUGUACGGCAGCAUCUGGAAUAACUUCAGUGACCCGCAGCUGAGGAAAAUUAUCGGCUCCAUCCAGACUCUGGGACCCUCCAACCUGCCCCUGGAGAAGAGGGAACAGUACAACACCAUCCUGAGCAACAUGGACAAAAUCUACUCCACGGCCAAGGUGUGCCCGGCCAACGAUACCUGCUGGGAGCUGGAGCCAGGUAUGGUCCCUGUCCUCCUGCUCCUGCGGGGUUAUUUGGUUCUGGUGCGAUGGUGGUGGCACCUCUGCAGAGCUGCUGUGGGAUGCGACACCCCCGCCAAGUACGAGGAGUUCGUGAAGCUGAGCAACGAGGCCUAUCAGAUGGAUGGAUAUGAGGACACAGGCAGCUACUGGCGCUCCUGGUACGCCUCCCUCUGCUCCAGCUAUUUUCUCUUCUCAGGCAACAUGUGGGCUCAGCAGUGGAACAAUAUCUAUGACCUGAUGGUCCCCUACCCCGAGAAGCCCAACCUCGAUGUCACGAGCACCAUGGUGCAGCAGGGCUGGAACGCCACCCACAUGUUCCGGGUCUCAGAGGAGUUCUUCACCUCCCUGGGGCUGCUGGAGAUGCCCCCCGAAUUUUGGGAGAAGUCAAUGCUGGAGAAGCCAAUUGACGGGAGGGAGGUGGUGUGCCAUGCCUCAGCCUGGGACUUCUACAACCGCAAGGACUUCAGGAUCAAGCAGUGCACAACGGUGACCAUGGAGCAGCUGUUCACGGUGCACCACGAGAUGGGCCAUGUCCAGUACUACCUGCAAUACAAGGACCAGCCCGUCUCCUUCCGCAGCGGGGCCAACCCUGGCUUCCACGAGGCCAUUGGCGAUGUCAUGUCCCUGUCCGUCUCCACACCCAGCCACCUCCAGAAAAUUGGUCUUCUCAGCAGUGCCACCGAGGAUACAGAGAGCAACAUCAACUAUCUGCUGAAGAUGGCCUUGGAGAAGAUCGCCUUCCUGCCCUUUGGCUACCUCAUCGACCAGUGGCGCUGGAACGUGUUCAAUGGCCACACACCCCCGAACCGUUACAACUACGACUGGUGGUAUCUGAGAACCAAAUACCAGGGUAUCUGUGCUCCAGUUUCAAGGAAUGAAAGCAACUUCGACCCCGGAGCAAAGUACCACAUCCCUGGGAACACCCCUUACAUCAGGGACUUUGUGAGCUUCAUCCUCCAGUUUCAGUUUCACAAGGCGCUGUGCCAGGCAGCCAGCCACAGUGGUCCCCUGCACACCUGUGACAUCUACAUGUCCAAAGAAGCUGGAGCCAAACUCAGGGAAGUGUUGAAAGCUGGGUCUUCCAAGUCGUGGCAGGAAAUCCUGUUCAACCUCACUGGCACGGAUAAGAUGGACGCUGGGGCCCUCCUGGAAUACUUCAGCCCUGUCACCACCUGGCUUCAGGAGCAGAACAACAAGACCAAUGAGGUGCUGGGCUGGCCUGAGUUUGACUGGCGUCCCCCUAUCCCUGAAGGCUACCCUGAAGGCAUUGACAAAAUAGCAGAUGAAGCACAAGCUAAAGAGUUCUUGUCGGAGUACAACAGCACAGCUGAGGCAGUGUGGAACGCCUACACCGAGGCAUCCUGGGCCUACAACACCAACAUCACUGACUACAACAAGGAGAUCAUGCUGGAGAAGAACCUGGACAUGUCCAAGCACACCCUUGAGUAUGGCAUGAGAGCCAGAGAGUUCGACACCUCCGACUUCCAGGACCAAAGUGUCACACGCAUCCUCAAGAAGCUGAGUGUCCUUGAGAGGGCAGCCCUGCCUGAGGAUGAGCUGAAGGAGUACAACACCCUCCUCUCAGAUAUGGAGACCACAUACAGUGUGGCAAAAGUCUGCAGAGAGAACAACACCUGUCACCCACUGGAUCCUGACCUCACAGACAUCAUGGCCACCUCACGGGACUAUGAUGAGCUCCUCUUUGUCUGGAAGGGCUGGCGGGAUGCUGCUGGGAAGAAUAUCAAGAACAACUACAAGCGAUACGUGGAACUCAGCAACAAGGCAGCUGUGCUCAAUGGCUACACAGACAAUGGGGCCUUCUGGAGAUCCCUGUAUGAGACAUCCACCCUCGAGGAAGACCUGGAGAGGUUGUAUCUGCAGCUGCAGCCCCUGUACCUCAACCUGCAUGCCUACGUACGCCGAGCCCUAUACAAAAAGUAUGGUGCAGAGCAUAUAAACCUGAAGGGUCCCAUCCCUGCUCACCUACUAGGCAACAUGUGGGCCCAGUCAUGGUCCAACAUUUUUGACUUGGUGAUACCUUUCCCGGAUGCCACCAAGGUGGAUGCCACCCCAGCCAUGAAACAACAGGGCUGGACACCCAAGAAGAUGUUUGAAGAGUCAGACCAUUUCUUUACCUCUCUGGGCCUCAUCCCGAUGCCACAAGAGUUCUGGGACAAGUCCAUGAUCGAGAAGCCGACAGACGGGCGGGAGGUGGUGUGUCAUGCCUCGGCCUGGGACUUCUACAACCGCAAGGACUUCAGGAUCAAGCAGUGCACCGUGGUGAACAUGGACGACCUAAUCACAGUGCACCACGAGAUGGGCCACGUCCAGUACUUCCUGCAGUACAUGGACCAGCCCAUCUCAUUCCGCGAUGGGGCCAACCCUGGCUUCCAUGAGGCUGUUGGGGAUGUCAUGGCCUUGUCCGUCUCCACCCCCAAACACCUGCACAGCAUCAAUCUGCUGGACCAAGUCACAGAGAACGAAGAAAGUGACAUCAACUACCUGAUGAGCAUCGCCCUGGACAAAAUUGCCUUCCUGCCCUUCGGAUACCUCAUGGACCAGUGGCGCUGGAAGGUGUUUGAUGGCCGGAUCAAUGAGGAUGAGUACAACCAGCAGUGGUGGAAUCUCAGGAUGAAGUACCAGGGCUUAUGCCCACCAGUACCAAGGUCUGAAGACGACUUUGACCCCGGGGCAAAGUUUCACAUCCCUGCCAAUGUUCCCUACAUCAGGUACUUCAUCAGCUUCGUGAUCCAGUUCCAGUUCCACCAGGCGCUCUGUGCAGCAGCCGGGCACACAGGUCCCCUGCACACGUGUGACAUCUACCAGUCCAAGGAUGCUGGGAGCCUCCUGGGGGAGGCCCUGAAGUUGGGCUUCAGCAAGCCGUGGCCUGAAGCCAUGGAGAUCAUCACUGGGCAGCCCAACAUGUCAGCCGAUGCCCUGAUGAGCUACUUCGAGCCGCUCAUGACAUGGCUGGUGAAGGAGAACGAGAAGAACGGGGAGGUCUUAGGCUGGCCCGAGUACAGCUGGACUCCUUACACAGCCACUCCAGCCCCAGUCAGCUCCAGCCAAGCCAAUUUCCUGGGCAUGACCCUGGCCAGCGAUGAAGCCACAGCAGGAGGCUGGGUCCUGCUGGCCCUAGCACUUGUCUUUCUGAUCACCACCAUCUUCUUCGGCGUCAAGUUCUGCUCAACCAGGAGAAAGGCCUUCAAAUCCAGCUCAGAAAUGGAACUGAAAUAA
Molecule: messenger RNA, 3792 nt
Organism: Opisthocomus hoazin
Lineage: Eukaryota; Metazoa; Chordata; Aves; Opisthocomiformes; Opisthocomidae
Source: RefSeq, a predicted model, not a curated record